AUGCUCCCGCAUGUGCAAUAUUGUGAAAAUCCGUUGUUUUUCAUACCAUUUUUCCUAACACAUCUUUCCGAAAACAUCACCUUUGUGCUAAAGGAAUUCCUACAGGACAGUCCGAUAAUCUCGGUGGAACUUGAACGUGGUGCUCGUGGAUUCGGUUUCUCGAUUCGUGGUGGACAAGAAUUUGGUGCCAUGCCUUUGUUUGUUCUGCGAAUCGCUGAAGACGGUCCAGCAGCCAAUGAUGGCCGAUUGAGGGUCGGAGAUCAAUUAAUUUCAAUAAAUGGUCGUGAUACGAAGGGUCUCACUCAUGAAGAGGCCAUACAACUCAUCAAGCAGCAUCCAACCGUUCGCCUCACCGUUCGUCGCCAUAGACUUCCCUAA
Molecule: messenger RNA, 378 nt
Organism: Ostertagia ostertagi
Lineage: Eukaryota; Metazoa; Nematoda; Chromadorea; Rhabditida; Trichostrongylidae
Source: the annotation of a GenBank genome assembly